Molecule: messenger RNA, 942 nt
Organism: Aplosporella prunicola CBS 121167
Lineage: Eukaryota; Fungi; Ascomycota; Dothideomycetes; Botryosphaeriales; Aplosporellaceae
Exons: 2
Molecular function (GO): FAD binding
Source: RefSeq, a predicted model, not a curated record
GAAGUGCUAAAUAUCUACAUGCCCGACGAGGAACUCAUCAUGGACGAAGGCAACAGGGCUGACCAAGCUCGCCCCAAAGAGAUGCAUGGUUGCCCUGAACUCGACAGGAUAAGCCUUGGGAGCAUUUUGCUGGACUCUCUCCAGCAGAACACUGUCCGCUGGGGCUACCGGCUCAAGAAGGUUAUUAAGACGGACAACGCGAAGUACGACUUACACUUCGACGCGGGCAUCGAGCCGCAAUUUGACAUUGUCAUCGGUGCUGAUGGUGCCUGGUCCAAAGUACGCAAGCUAGUCACUGAUGCGGUACCCGUCUAUUCUGGCAUCUCCGGUCUCGACACCAGGACCACUAACAUUGACGUUCGCGAGCCUGCGAUUGCCGGGUGGAUUGGUCACGGCAUGUGCUUAACGCUUGGAAGCAACAGGGGCAUCCUUUCGCAAAAGAAUAGCAACAAUGAAGUUCGGACGUACGCAUUCAUGCGAGCAUCCAUUGAGUGGAAGUCGAAGGUCGAUAUUCAACAGCUGUCUCCUAAAGAGCUACCCGAAAAGCACGUUAGUGGACACUUUUAUGAGUUUUCACAGAUCUCAAAGGAUAUCAUCCUGAAAGCCGAUCGCGAUGCCGUCAUUACGAGGCAGAUGUGGAUGUUGCCGGUUGGAUUGACUUGGAAAACAAAACCUGGGGUGGCCUUGAUCGGAGAUGCUGCUCACGUCAUGACUCCUUUCGCCGGCUUUGGUGUUAACGUGGGCAUGCAAGAUGCGGUCGAGGUUGCCGACGAAUUAAUCGCCUUACUUGAACCAAGUAAGACCCAAAGCCAUUUUGAUAUCAAUGGCGUUUCUGCCGGCAUCUUCAAGUAUGAGAAGCAGAUGCUCGAGAAGUCUGAUAAGUAUCAGAAGCAGACGCUGAUGUACCUUAAUAUUAUUUUAUUUUCAGGGAAGAGGUGGUGA